AAAUUCUGUGGAGCGAAUUCAAAGUCAAACGAUUGAACAAGGAAGGGAAGAAUUAAUAAACAAGGAUAUGCAAUUGCCAAUUUCCAAUUAAAAAGCUCGAAGUGAAUGAAAGUUAGAUAUGGCAAUUUGAAAUAGUUUCACAGCGGCAUAUUCUUGUAAAUUGGUCUGAAGGUGCUCGUAUUAAAUUAUUUACCUAAGAAAUUAAGUGGUUGAAAGAUAAGGCCAUUGGUUUCGCGCGGGAAUCGGAGCAAAUUCUAUAAAAAUCUUAAAAAUGAAUGACGGGUUAGGACAUUUAGUGGUCGAUGGAAACGAGGUUCUCGAAUUUAAACUGGUUAGAGAUCAAGACGAUCUCGAAGAUGAUAAAACAAGUUUUGGACCUGAAAUGUGUCAUCAAGUAUUUGGCGAAAACGAAAACAUAUUUGGUUAUACAGACUUACAGAUCAAGCUAUAUUACAGCGCAGGAAAUCUUCAGACCUAUCUAGGAAUAUCUUACACAGACAAGAUUGAUUCCAAAAAGUUUGGGGGCCUUAAGGCUGAUGAUAUAGAAGGUGAAAUAAAAAAAGUAUUAGCACCAGGAUAUGUCACCAAUAUAGACCAAUUUGUCUCUAUGCUGAAAAAGGAUAAGAUAUUCACUCCAUAUGGAAAGCUUAUCCAGUCAUUUAAUAUUGAAUCUAAUAAUGGCGGCCCAAAGCGAACUUUUGAAGUGUAUUACUGUGAAACAUCCACUCCUGGCUUUCUGGCAUAUCACGAGCGCUUGCAAACAUUUUUGCUCUGGUAUGUUGAUGCAGCAUCAUUCAUUGAUGUAGAUGAUGAUCAGUGGACAUUCUUCAUCAUGUACGAGAAGUAUCCGUCCAACUCGCUCUCGGGCACGUGUUCGUACGCCACGUGUGCGUACGCGACAGUGUAUCGCUACUACGCCUAUCCGGCGCACCUGCGCCCGCGCAUCUCUCAGGUGCUGACGCUGCCACCCUUCAGGAAACUGGGACUGUGCGCUAAUCUUGUUAAGACUAUAUACUCGCACUUUGUGAUUAAACCGGAGGUAUUGGAUAUGACCGUUGAGGAUCCUUCCCAGGAUUUCCAAAGAAUUCGUGAUUAUGUGGAUGCCAAGGAUUGUGAGCUGCUGCCAGCAUUCCAACCGGACCAACUUGCUCAAGGGUUCUCAGUGGAAAUGGCGAAUCAGGCGCGAAGUAAAUACAAAAUCAAUAAGAAGCAAGCACGGCGCGUCUAUGAAAUAUUGAGACUCAAACACACCAACACCUCGGACAAGAUUGCCUACCAACAGUAUAGAUUAGAUGUAAAGAAUAGGCUCAAUGCACCCUUCCAGAAAAAGAAGUUGGAAAUGAAAAAGCUCCAGAAAGUUCUAAAACCGGACGAGUUCGCAGCGACCCUGACCGCAUUGGGUGUGACCGAGACGCAGCACCGACUCGCAAACCACUAUCUCGCUCUAGAAGACGAGUACAAACGCGUCAUACACCGAAUGGAACACUAUUAACGUCUAUAAAAAAUAUGUCUCAAUUAAUACCGUACUAUUUGAUUUAAUAUUCGUUGGAAUUAAAGCGAUGUUACUUUAAAAUGAUUUUUCGAUCUUAUAAAGCUGAGAUUAAUAUCAUCAUACGAAUAUCAUAUUACGAACUCACAGAGGAAAUAAUUUUACUCGAUAAUUUUCUCUUUCGAGUGAUUGAACUGAACCUUAGCUGACUUAUUUGUGUGAAUGAAUAAAUUAUCUUCGAAUUUUGUAUUUAUUACCUUAGAUGGAAUUUAAUAUUUGUUGUGGCAACUCAGAGGCGAUUAACGCGCGAAACAGUGUUUGACAGAUUUUGAUUAUUCAUCUGUCAUUGUCAUUUCUAAAAUAAAAUAAAAUGUGUGUUUUAAAUAGUUUUUAUGUUGCGAUUAAUAAAUAGGUAUUAAGAGGUUCCUUAUAAUGGUAUUGGAAUACUUUGUUUAACUGCUAAAUUUGUACCUUCAUUGCUGAUUUAAAUAGAGAUUAAUGAAUGAUUAUUGAACGAAAUGGUUGGAUGUGUUAGUAAAUUUGAUGCCAAACAUGUGUCUACGUUGAUACGAUGUAUCUUAAUAUCUUAGAUCAUUUAUAUGUCUAGGUAGACUGUGAAAACGUCGAAAUAAAUUGAGUUUAGAACUAAUCUCUAUUUAGAGCAAUUCAGGCACACUAACACAAAGUGUCAUACAAAUCCUGAGUGUAAGACGUUGCUUGUCACUCACACUAAACAAAUAUUCCUGGACUGUUUUUAUGGGUUGUCUAAGCAAGAGACUAUCAAGACGUAUUAAUUAUCUUAACUUUAUAUUGUGAUUUUAAUUUGUAAGAUUUAUUGGGAAAUAUUCUAAUAACCGGAAACUACCAAAAAGUUUGCCAUUAUCAUAGAAUAGAAAACCUUAUUGUUUUGGUAUUUAAAGGUAAAAAAGAUUAUAUGCUCUUGUCGACUAUUUCAAGACAUAAAACCAUGCUUCAAUAGUCAUUGUAAAAUUGUUUCUGUUAUUGAAUAAACAAAAAAUGAUUCUUUGUAAUAAAUAUUAUUUUGUAUUGAUC
Leptidea sinapis is the source of this 2542-nucleotide messenger RNA. RefSeq names its product histone acetyltransferase type B catalytic subunit (gene Hat1). NCBI's taxonomy places the organism in Eukaryota, Metazoa, Arthropoda, Insecta, Lepidoptera, Pieridae. The coding region runs from base 272 to 1492 and encodes 406 amino acids. The record is from RefSeq and is a predicted model, not a curated record. Gene Ontology annotation, molecular function: histone binding; histone H4 acetyltransferase activity. Gene Ontology annotation, cellular component: nucleus. Gene Ontology annotation, biological process: subtelomeric heterochromatin formation. The transcript is spliced from 8 exons.